CUCUUCGGAUCGUGUAACGAGUAAAACAUACUUUUCGUUAAUUCUAGUUAUUGGUACGCUGAUCUAUUUGCAAAAAUCAUCGUAAUUUCGAAUUAGAAGUACUACAUAUUCUUGUGAGCAUGGCAUACCGUGAUCGUGAACGUAGUGAUAGAAGAGGAGGAGGUGCACGUGGGGGUGGCCGUUUUGGUGGACGAGAUGGAAGUGGUGGUGGUGGAAGAUUUAAUAGUAAUUCCAGUCGAGAUGGUAAUUUUGGAAACAAUAACUUUAAAAACAGACAGCCUGGAGAACGACUUCGUAAACCAAGAUGGGAUAUGAGUACAUUGCAACCAUUUAGAAAAGAUUUCUAUCAACCUCAUCCUAAUGUUACAACUAGAAGUCCACAUGCAGUUGAAGCUUAUCGUUCAGAUAAAGAAAUUACCGUGAAAGGAACCACUGUACCAGGACCAAACAUAUAUUUUGAAGAAGGUGGAUUUCCAGAUUAUGUUUUAAAUGAAAUUCGUAGACAAGGUUUUGGAGAACCAACUGCAAUUCAAGCACAAGGUUGGCCCAUUGCUUUAUCUGGACGUGAUAUGGUUGGAAUUGCUCAAACUGGUUCUGGAAAAACAUUAGCAUAUAUCUUACCAGCAAUUGUACACAUAAAUCAUCAACCAAGAUUAAACCGAAAUGAUGGACCUAUAGCUCUCAUUCUAGCACCAACAAGAGAACUUGCACAACAAAUUCAACAAGUUGCAUCAGAUUUUGGUGUCUCAUCACAAGUAAGAAAUACUUGUAUUUUUGGUGGAGCUCCAAAAGGCCCUCAAGCUCGUGACCUUGAACGAGGUGUUGAAAUUUGUAUAGCAACACCUGGACGUCUCAUUGACUUCUUAGAACGUGGUACAACAAAUUUACGUAGAUGUACAUAUUUAGUACUAGAUGAAGCUGAUAGAAUGUUAGAUAUGGGCUUUGAGCCACAAAUUAGGAAAAUUGUGGAACAAAUUCGACCCGAUCGACAAACUCUCAUGUGGUCAGCAACAUGGCCAAAGGAAGUUCGUAAUCUUGCAGAAGAAUUUUUAACUGAUUAUAUACAGAUUAAUAUUGGCUCUCUACAACUAGCAGCUAAUCAUAAUAUUCUUCAAAUUGUUGAUGUAUGUGAAGAAUAUGAAAAAGAGAGUAAACUUAUGAAACUUUUAGAAGAAAUUUCAAAUGAACCAGAAAAUAAAACUAUUAUUUUUGUUGAAACCAAGAGGAAAGUAGAUGAUAUAACACGUGCAAUUAAUAGAUAUGGAUGGCAAGCAAUUGGCAUCCAUGGAGACAAAAGUCAACAAGAAAGAGAUUAUGUACUAAAUCAGUUCCGGAAUAGCAGAUCUGCCAUUCUAGUAGCUACAGAUGUUGCAGCAAGAGGAUUAGAUGUGGAAGAUGUUAAGUUUGUGAUAAAUUUGGAUUACCCGUCCAAUUCGGAAGACUAUGUGCAUCGGAUCGGACGUACAGGACGUUCACAGCGUACGGGAACUGCGUACGCAUUUUUCACACCUGGUAAUGCACACAAGGCUAGUGACUUAAUUCAAGUUCUAGAAGAAGCAAAACAAGUUGUGAAUCCUAAACUGUAUGAAUUAUCAAGGAAUCCAGGCAUCUAUAAAAGAGGUCGCUAUGGUGGACGUAGCGGAGGUGGUAGUGGACGUGGUUCUGGAGGCCGUGGUGGCGGUUCCCGAGGUUCUCGAGGUGGUCGUGAUGGAGAUAGAGGUGGCAGAUUCGAUCGUUCUAAUGGCGGCGGAGGAGACCGAGGAAAUAAAUGGAACGGAAAUAAUAGCAGUGGUAUGGGAGGAAGCAGUUAUAGUAGUAAAGCAUUUUCUCAAAAUAGUUACGGUGGAGCUUCUGGUGGUGGCUCCAGCGGUUAUAGUCAAAAUGGCGGAUAUGGAGGAAGCGGGGGAGGAGGUGGUGGUGGAAGUAAUUAUAGGCAACAAAAUGGUUAUUAAUUUCAAAAUGAUUAACUCUAAAAGAAAGUUUUAUGUAAUAUAGUAAAAAGGAACGGGAAGGAAAAUGUCCAGUCUAAAAUAGAACAUAUUUUCCACAUAACGUGCUUCUUACCGUGACUGAACACAAAAUAAAGUAAAAUGCACGCGGUAUUAUUACCGAUUAAAACAAAGUGAUUGAAGGUAUUAACAGAUUCAAGAACACUUACAAGCAUUCUUUUUUUUAGUAAAAAAAAAAAGUAUGCAAGUGUAAUAGUAGG
This is a messenger RNA of Habropoda laboriosa, 2209 nucleotides long. Its product is annotated as ATP-dependent RNA helicase dbp2-like. The record is from RefSeq and is a predicted model, not a curated record. NCBI's taxonomy places the organism in Eukaryota, Metazoa, Arthropoda, Insecta, Hymenoptera, Apidae. Gene Ontology annotation, cellular component: ribonucleoprotein complex; nucleus; cytoplasm. Gene Ontology annotation, molecular function: RNA binding; RNA helicase activity; ATP binding. The coding region runs from base 120 to 1952 and encodes 610 amino acids. The transcript is spliced from 6 exons.